AUGAGCCUCACGAAGUUUGAAUGGAUACCAAAUGAGGUUCUACUUGAAAUUUUCGAAUUUCUCUCACCAGUUGACAUUUUCCAAGGAUUUUAUUAUUUAAAUAAACGUUACAAUGAAUUUCUUCAGUCGCUUCAUAUACGUGCAGAUCUGGUGAAUCUUCGCAAGCGAACGUAUGAUUACUAUAACUAUUUUCUGUUUCCGCUAAUGUCGCAAAGAAUUAUCGCCUUACGUUGCGAAGAUAUAUUUGAUCGUUUGAUGUAUCAAAUUCAUUUAUCGGAAUUCCCUGCAUUGAAAUACUUGACUAUUGAUAAAUUACAAUUUCAAACACUUCAAAAGAUUCUACCGCAGAUAAAUCUUUUACAAAAAUUGGUCUAUUUAAAUCUCCAGAUCCAAAGUGAUCAUAUAAGAGGGGAAAUGAUCACCUUUCAUGGACAAUUACCAUUGCUUCAAACGUGUAUUUUCAAUUUGAAUACCCAACUGUCAAUCGAAAACGAUCAACCCUAUUCUCACCUGACAAAUCUGACCCUCAAUCGUUGUGAUAUUGAACAGUUAUGUCCAUUCGUUCAUUUCUACACUCCACAACUGCAGCAGUUAACUGUUACACUUGUCAAUGGCAAAAUUCCCGAAUCAUGCUAUGAUAUUCCUCAUCUCAAAUCACUUGUUGUCGAUACCAAUGGGGUGUCGUUUGCCAAUUUGGUCAAAUCAAUUUUAUCUUCGGUUCCCAGUUUACAACAAUUAACUAUCGAUGCAACUGACAUUGAUUACACAAACGGUAAAUCCUGGGAAUCGGUUUUAUCGACACAUUUACGGAAGUUAAUUAAUUUGCGAUUGAAUGUUAGAUUUUCUGAAGAUGAUCUUCCAACUGCUAAUGAUCGAAAGGAACGACUUCAAACAUUCGAUACAUCGUAUUUCCGCUCUCGAUAUUGGUCUUUUGCAUUACAUCAUUGUCGUACAGAGAGAACACUGGAGUUGUUUUCCACUCCAAUGGUUAAGAAAUCAAUUCAAUUUAAUCUUUACAAUACAAACGUUGAGAAGACGGUGACAGAUGCUGACGAUCUGUUUGAAAACAUUGAAAACCUCACAUUAUUUUUAAGAAAUCUUGAUGAAAGUUUACUUAGAGAAAGAUUUCAUUUUUCGAAUGUGAAAAGCUUGAAACUUGUCUCUCAUUUUCAACAAUAUCAAGCGUUUCCAAAAACCUUGCUAGCUGAUAUUGCACGUUUGAUCAAACUUUCAAAUGUGGAAUCCAUUGAAUUCAUUGGCAACUAUUUCCCAACAUCAAUUCUUAUCUUACUUGACUACACACCAAAACUGCAUUCUCUUUCAGUUCGACUGAGGAAUCUAAUGAAUAUGACGAAAAUGUUAACCGAUCAAAAUAUUUGUCAAUGUUUAACAAAACUAAUCAGACAUUUAACCAUUAUGGCGAUCAAUAAUCUAAAAGAUUUAUCUUUCUACGAACGAUUACCAGUUGUAUUCGCGCAUCUUGAUUCCUUAACAUUAUCAUACGAGAACGUGAAUGAUUUGUAUCUUCCCAUCACGCUUCUCCUAUUGAAAAUAGCUUCAAAAUUGCGAACAAUGAAAUUGUGUAUUAGCCCAUAUUAUGAUAAGAAGAAUCUCGAUCAAUUUAUGUCAUGGCUUAUUGAUUACAUGUAUCAGCGUGAUCUGUCUCAUGUUGAUGUACAAUUAAGCAAUAAUCAAAUAUCCUUUUGUUUUUAG
Molecule: messenger RNA, 1713 nt
Organism: Adineta ricciae
Lineage: Eukaryota; Metazoa; Rotifera; Eurotatoria; Adinetida; Adinetidae
Source: the annotation of a GenBank genome assembly